AUGAUUAUCUUGCCGCAAGUGACUGCCCCGGUAGAGCCCAUAUCUCUGGCGAGUCAUGCCUUCUUACCGGGAGACUCACCCACGAUUCCACACGCAGCUUUUGUCAAGAACAUAUCACGCGAUCGUGCCUUGGCUAGCUCAGGCCCAGACAAGCCCAAGGAGAGGGUUUUCAUCUUCGAUAAGGCUAUCCCGGAGUUGGGCUCGGGGAUCUCAGCACGUAUUCAUGUCUGCGCAGCUUUGGCUAUCCUCCUGGCUUCGCACGGAUGUGCAGCCCAGCUGAGCGUAACCGCUCCCAUGUCCGGAGAGCCUCUCGAUUCUAUCCACUUGCCUGUCACCUGGAGCUCACAUCUGGGGAUCCUACUUGAUGAAGUCCAAAACAAGCUUGCGGAUUGUUCUACAAAGACAGCCAACAAGGAACAAGAGCACGAGAUGACUUGUCUGGUCACCAUCACUCGAGGACAGCCUUUCGGUGGGAGAAUUCUGCUCCAAUGUCACUUGAAAGAGCAGAGAGUUUGCAUCAAUACUGUCGGUCACCACAGGCCAGGAGAUAAGGCCAUUUGCAUCCAGCUUAUGAGACAAUACGAGUCUCUUCUCCGCCAAGUUUGCCUACCGGGAAGCAUUGCAAGGCCCCUCGUGGACCUCAAAGUCAUCUCCAUCCAAGACCUCAAGCAGAUAUGGACAUGGAACGCCCACCUUCCGCCGAGCAUUGAUGUCUGCAUCCACGAAACCUUUAUGAAACGAGCACGGCAGCAUCCUAGGCUCAUGGCUGUCGCAGCUCACGACGGCGGCCUGACAUACGACGAGUUGGAUGACCUCUCCACCCGUCUCGCUCAGCUGCUCAUUCAGGACGGCAUCCAGCCCAACAGCACCGUCUUGAUUCUCAUUGAAAAGUCCCGAUGGGUCCCCGUGGCCCAACUGGCGGUCAUGAAAAGUGGGUGCGCUUCGACAGUGCUCGAUGCCUGCCUCCCCUCCCAGCGGCACCACUCCAUUGCCCAGCUGGCCCAACCCUCUGCCAUCUUGACCUCACCCGCUUGCGAAGAAAAGGCCAAUGCGUUGGCCGUGGGCUGCCCUCGGAUUGUUCUGCACGAAAGCUCGAGCCAACAUUGGCCUAACGCUCAGCCGGAGACCCUCCCUACUGUCAGCCCUUCCGCAUGGCUGUACAUCGUUUUCACCUCCGGGAGUACCGGUACGCCCAAGGGCGCCAUUAUAAGCCAUGCCAACUAUGCCAGUGCGGUUGCCCACCAGCAAAAGCGGCUUGAUUUCCGAGAGUUUGAUCGUGUAUUUGACUUUGCAUCGUAUGCCUUUGAUGCGGCCUGGUGUAACAUGAUCCAUGCAUUGAUGAUUGGAGGGUGCCUGUGCAUUCCAUCCGAGGACGAACGCAAGGCCGACGUGGCUGCAGCGCUUCGCAAGUACGAAGUCAACUACGCCGUCCUGACGCCCUCGGUGGCAUGGUUCAGCGCCGCAGAGCUCCCGGACAGUCUCCGAACAUUUCACUUCGGCGGAGAGCCGCUGAAAGUCGCCCUGGUUAGAGAACUGUCGACGCGAUCAGCCAUCAUCAACGCCUACGGCCCUGCCGAAUGUUCUACCGUUAGCACGGCCAUUCUCGCCGACCCGAACGACCCGAACGACCCAACAAUCGGCACGGGGCUCGGUGCCUGUACCUGGGUCGUGAAGGCAGAUGGAACCGAUCUAGUGCCUGUUGGAGAGAUAGGGGAGUUGUGGUUGGAAGGUCCCAUUGUCGGCCAGGGUUAUAUGGGCAGCCCGGAGAAGACUACAGCGGCGUUUGUCGAUAGCCCACCAUGGCUCCUCCGGGGCUGUCUCAAUCUCCCCGGCGUGAAAGGGCACACCGGCCGCCGUGGGCGUCUCUACCGCACCGGUGACCUUGUUCGAUACAGGAAAGACGGCAACCUCGAGUUUGUCGGCCGCAAAGACUCUCAGGUGAAAAUCCGUGGUCAACGUGUAGAGCUGGGCGAGAUCGAAUACCACCUGCAGCGUGCUUUACCUGAGGAGGCAAAAGCCGAGAAUGUUCAGAUCAUUGCGGAAGUAAUCAAGCCGGAUGGGAGCAACGUGCCAACACUUGUCUCUUUUGCUUUCCUACACGCCAGCUCAAGAGCGUCGUCGUCAUCUGAUGCGGACUCCAUCCUCCACGGUUCUCUCAGGGGCAUCGAGGACAGGCUCUCUACCGCGGUGCCCCCCUAUAUGAUCCCCUCGGCCUUUUUAAUCAUUGAAAAAGUGCCCAUGACGCCUACAGGCAAGGUCGACCGUCGACGCGUCCGUGAAGAUGGUGCGAAGCUGUACUGGCAACAGCUGGAUUCCCAACCCCAGCCGAAACUGACAGAAGUGUCCGAAAUGGAGGGAAAGCUUCGCGAGAUCUGGAGCGAGAUACUGAACCUGCCCGUUGCGAAGAUUGACCUGAAUGCGAACUUUACACGUCUCGGGGGCGACUCCAUUACAGCCAUGCAGAUCGCUUCGCGCUGCCGCUCACAGAAUGUUUCUAUCAAAGUCGCCGAUGUCUUGAGGCUCCAGACUAUCCGACAGCUUGCUCAGGCGAGUAAAUUCAUCAGCGAAAAGGUGACCAGGCACAAUAUUGCAGUGCAUGACGGCAAGCCCUGGCCUUUGACGCCUAUUCAAGAGAUCUUCUUUGCCAAUAACCCGAACGGGGUGAACCACUACACCCUCAGCUACAUCGUCAAGCUGACUAGAUACACCACACAUCGAGAGUUACUUGACGCGCUGUUAGCCAUCACCACUCGCCAUGGCAUGCUCCGUGCCCGCUUUCGCAAGGUCGCUGACGGAUCGACAUGGGAACAAUAUACUGCGCCCCCAGGACCCAGUGAGUUCCUCCUCCAAGAGCAUGCCUUUGUGACCCGCUCAGCCAUGCAACUUGUCGUCAACGAGCGACAAGCCAGUCUGGACCUUGUCAAUGGCCCCGUCUUUGCGGUGGAUGUUUUUAAUGCGCCUAAUGAGGCACAGACACUCCUGAUGAGCGCACACCAUGUCGUAAUGGACCUCGUUUCCUGGCGAAUUGUUUGGCAUGAGUUAGGCCAGUACCUCUCAGGCACAACGGACAUGCCAGCGCCUGCAUUGUCCUUCCGACAAUGGUGCAGCCUGCAGCAAAGGGAAGGCGAAAACCUCGAUCCAGCUGCGAUUCUGCCCUUUAACCUCCCCGCUCCCGACUUCGACUACUGGUGUUUAAGGCCGGGCGAGCAGUACUUCAGGGACUCGUCCUUGGAUGUCUCCAUUAUUGACGCCGAAGCAACUGCACUGCUUCUUGGCCCAAGUAAUGAUGCAUUACGAACAGAGAUCCUCGAUAUCCUCGUGGGGACGCUCGUUUUCUCCUUUUCUCAGAUAUUUCCGGAUCGUCGCCCACCUACGGUGUUCCUUGAAGGCCAUGGACGAGAGCCCGUCGCCGAAAUGGAUAGCUUAGAUCUGUCGGAGAUAGUAGGCUGGUUUACAUCGAUCUACCCGGUUGACCUUGGAAAGAGAUCGGGCAACGUGUAUGAUCUCAUCAGGCUUGCCAAAGAUGUCCGCCGCAAAGUGCCUGGUAAGGGUCGGCCUUACUUUGCCUGUCGCUUCUAUAGUGCCAAGGGGAGGAAAGCUUUCGAAGCACACAAGAAUGUCGAGCUGAUCUUCAACUAUCGAGGUUCGUUUCAGCAGCUGGAAGAUGCCAGGUCGAUGUUCAAGAUUGAGGACAGAAAGGAGCGUGACGUGUCAAUCCCAGGUGACGGUCCUGACUACCUGCGACCAUCGCUCGUGGACAUGAAUCUAGUUGUCCAGGAGGGUAAGCUACAAGUGUGGACGAGAUUCCAUCGGCGCAUGCGGAAUCAGGAAGCAGUCGUUCGCUGGGUGAACCUCUACGCCACGAGUCUCAGCAGUGCCGCGCAUGAACUCGCGAGCCUGCCUGCCAGCUUUACACUCGCCGAUUUUCCGUUGUUAGAUAUCUCGUACUCUGGCCUCCGGAGCCUCCUCGCCGAGCAGCUUGCAAGCAAUGGGAUCGAAGAAAGUGCCCUGCGAGAUGUCUAUCCAUGCACGCCCGUCCAAGAGGGUAUCCUAAUGAGCCGCAGCAUUGGGGCAGCCUCUUAUCACAGUGCCUCCGUCUGCCAGGCAUUGUCGAACAGUUCUUCAGUAAGUGCGUUACGACUCGCAUCAGCUUGGGAUACAGUGGCGCGUAUGCAUCCAGUUUUCUCUACGGUUUUCGCGACCCAUCCCGAGACCGGUCGAUUUGUACAGGUCGUGCUGAAGCAACAUAACAAGGCCUCUAUUUACCACACUUCCGAUGCUGUCGACAGUUUACGACAGAUGCCGAGCACUACAGGUUCAUCUUCGCAGCCUGAGGCUUUCUUCACAAUAUGUGAGGAUGGCAAAGGUGAUGUUGCAUGUCGGCUUGAUAUGACCCAUGCGCUUAUGGAUGCCCUGUCCCUGCCCGUCAUAGUACGAGACCUCGAGCAGGCAUAUUUCAGCCAGGCUAUGACACCGCGCACACCAUUCCGAGACUAUAUUGAGCACCUCCAACGCACACCAGCCUCGGACCGACUACACUACUGGAGAAAAUACCUUGCGAACGUCGAGCCCUGCCUGAUGCCGGGUGAUAUGCCAUCGAAGCAUCCAACGUCCGAGUACAAUCAGCAGUAUGCAUGGGUUACCCUCCCGGCUCCUGCGACAGCUUCGAUUGCCGAGAUAUGUCGAGAGAAGGGACUGACUCGUUCUGCAUUUCUCCAUAUGGCCUGGUCGCUCGUGCUCGCGUAUUUCACGGGGAAGCGCCAGGUCUGCUUUGGCUAUGUUUCGGCGGGUCGUGACUAUCCGAUUGACGGUAUCGAGGAGAUUGUUGGACCACUCAUCAAUAUGCUUGUUGCACGAGUUGAUCUAGACCAGUCGCUGGAUACGACCAUGGAAAGCAUUAACAAUUACCAUAUCGAGCAUCUCGAGAACCAGCACGUCUCCCUCGCAGACCUUCAACACGAUGCAUCCGCCAAGCAGUUGUUCAACACAACCAUAACCGUGCGGGAAGCCCGCCGCAAGUCCACUGGGAUUGAUGGGGAUAUGCAGCUUGUCGAAUUACUAGAGGAGGACCGCCACGAGUAUGAUCUUGUCUUGGCCGCCACCAUCGACAAUGCCGACACAGAAGUGAGCAUUCAAUAUCGCACGGACUUUAUGAGCUUGGAGAAUGCGCGAGAAGCCCAAGACGUUUUGCAAAGUGCCAUUGAAUUUUUCGGCUCAAAGCAGGGUCGUUAUGGCCAAUUUGGCGCCGCAGCCCUCUCUGGUUCAUUGUAUGAUGCGUACUUCAAUAGCACAUUCGGCAUCGAUGAACGCUCCGCUCUUGAGGAGUGGAAUUCGCAUCUCAACGGUAUUGAAGCUAGUGCCAAUUUCCCCUCAGACCCUAAGCCGUCGCACAAAGCGAGUGCCACUUGCUCAACAUCAUACGAGAUUAACGAUUUGGAAUGGUGCCAUGACUUUGAUAUGGCAACGCAAGUUCUCGCAUCAUGGGCCAUCUUACAAGUGUGCCACACAAACUCAACCGACGCUUUGCUCGGUGUCUCUUCUUUGCCUGCUGCCUAUGAAGAUAUGCACACCAGAGGGCCCAAGCCGAUGCGGAUCAAGGUUGCCCUUGAUCAAACCCUUUCCUGGUACCUUGACUCCGUGCAGUCAUCUCUUAAAACAUGGUCAAAAAUACCACAGCUUUCUACGCAUAGGUUGCGGAAUCUUAGCAUGGCGUCGACGCUUGCAUGCAAUUUUCAGACUGUGUUGAGCGUACACGAAACUCCCGUGAGCAUUGACGGCCUGGUGCCAAAUGUCCACAUUCCUGAAACCCGGGGCCUUUCUAUUCGUAUGAUUCUCCAUGGCUCUAAGUGCCAGCUCGCCGCGCAAUUUCAGGACCGGGACUUGACUACCGAGGAAGUGACGCGACUCUUUUCGCGGUUCGAGACCGUGCUCCGCCAGGUUAUCUCACCAGUCAACUAUACCUCGGCCCUGACGGCCAUUGAUGUCGUUAGUGAGGAAGAACGCAGAACAAUCUCAUCCUGGAAUCAAACGAGUUAUGAAAGUGUGCAAGCUCUAGUCCACGCGAUAAUCUCCCAAAGAGCUCGAGAGCAACCAGACGCCCCUGCUAUAUCUGCUUGGGAUGGAGACGUCACAUACCGCCAGCUGGAUCAGCUAUCAGAUCGUUUGGCAUACCAGUUGGUUGAGAUUGGCAUCGGGCCGGAUGUCAUUGUGCCUCUCUACUUCGAGAAGUCUAUAUGGAUGCCAGUCUCCGUAGUGGCGGUGAUGAAAGCUGGCGGCGCAGGUGUGAUGCUUGACAGCACACAACCGAUCGAGCGGACUCGCAGUAUAGUCAGCCAAGUGAACGCGAAGAUUAUUCUCGUCUCGAGAGAAAAUGCACACUACGCGACCCAGUUCGAAGGGGUCAAACAUCUCGUUGUGGAUCGGACAUCUGUAGACGCCUUACGGGACUUGGACGCAACCAUUCCUCUACAAAACGCAGUUCAGCCGUCGAACAUCCUCUACGUCUCCUUUUCGUCAGGUAGCACCGGGAAGCCAAAGGGUGCUUUGAUCUCGCAUUCAUGCUUUGCAUCCGCUAUCCGGCACCAACAAGCAUCUCAUGGCUUCAGUCCUGGUCAGAGAGUCUUCGACUUUGCUUCCUACGCGUUCGACGUUAGCUGGUCCAACAUGUUGCACUCGCUUACCUCGGGCAGCUGUCUGUGUAUACCUUCAGAGUAUCAAAGACGCAAUAAACUGCAGGACUCUCUUCGGGAGAGCAAGGCUACUUUGCUCGAUGCAACGCCUUCAGUCCUGCGCCAUCUCAACCCUGAUGACCUUCACGACCUGGGGCAUGUCAUUAUGAGCGGAGAGCCUUGGUCCGAAGAGGACUUUGGGAAUUGGAUCGAUACAAAGAACGUGAUGAACAGCUACGGGCCACAGGAGUGUACCGUGAAGGCCACCCUUGUUCGCGUAGUACGGGGCAUGACGCCGAACUCCAUUGGCGUGGGGUUAGGGCUAAGAACCUGGGUGGUGAGGGCUGACGGCAGCAACCUCCUUGCGCCAAUAGGCUCUGUUGGCGAGCUUUGGCUUGAAGGGCCGCAGGUGGCUCGUGGGUACAUUGCGGAUGAGGCAAGGAGCGCCGCUUCGUUCGUGACGAGGCCAAGGUGGACGCAGCCUAGUGGCCAGCCAUGCAGGUUCUACCGGACUGGGGAUCUCGUUCACUACGAGCCCAGCGGGGGCUUGGUCUUUGUCGGCCGCAGGGACUCACAGGUUAAGAUCCGCGGGCAGCGCACGGAGCUUGGAGAAGUCGAGUACCACGUCCAGAAAGCGCUUCUUGCGGCCGACCUUCUUCGCGCUCAAGUCGUCGCCGAAGUGAUCAAGCCCCGGAAAAGUGACAAUGCAGUUUUAGUCGCCUUCCUGAAACUGGACAGCGACGGGGGCGAAUCGUGGCACAGACUUGCUGGCAUCAAUGAACGGCUCGCAACGCUGAUCCCGGAGUAUAUGGUUCCGAUGGCCUACAUCUCGAUUGACGAGUUUCCUAUGACUGCUACCGGGAAGAUACACCGCAUGUGUCUUCGCGAGACUUACGCCGAGAAAACGUUAGAGCAGCUGGUUGCACUGGACUUACUCCAUACAUCUUACCAUCGAGCUCCGACCAGUGCCUCCGAAAAGCUCCUGCAGGAGCUGUGGGUCGAGAUUUUGGGCAUUGGUCCAGAAGCCAUAUCAUCCGAAGAUAGCUUUCUCCGAAUUGGGGGUGAUUCAAUAGGAGCAAUGCGGCUUGUCAGCGCGCUACGAACACGAGGCUUCGCUCUUACUUUUGCUGAUAUCUUCCAGCAGCCGAAGCUCAGUGCUCUUGCGAAGCUCCUUAAACUGGAAGAAUAUUCCCAAGAGACUAAUGACUCCUCGCUGAAGCCUUUCUCGCUACUCGAAGGGAAACUCGCACGAGACGAAGCUACAGAACAAGCUGCACGUCUCUGUAGCUUAGAGCCUGCAGCUAUCGAGGACAUUUUUCCAUGUACCCCUUUACAAGCUGGGCUUCUGGCCGAGACUGUGCGACGCCCCGGGAGCAAUGUUCUCACAGAGACACGGAUGCUCAAGAAGGAUAUUGACCCGUGCCGUCUUCGUUCCGCAUGGCAGAUGGUGAUGCAGGCUCACCCUAUCCUACGAACCAGAAUCGUCGAUAUGGGUAAGCAAGGCCUUGUCCAGGUUAUUGUCCGCUCUGGGUAUGGAUCCCAGGACAUUGGGAACGCUGUAUUGGGGGCAGAAGUUGGCCUUGGAACUCCUCUUCUCUUGUAUGAGAUCUCCGAGACCUGCUUCUCAUGGACUAUCCAUCACGCGCUUUACGAUGGAUGGUCAAUGCGACUUCUGCUUAACGCCCUUUUCGAGUGCUACGAGUCCGGAGCCAUUUCUAAUGCUCCUCCCUUUCAGGCUUUCAUCCAAUACAAUGACUGUCGCAGCCAGCAGGCGGAGGUUGAAGGUUUCUGGAAGGCACAGUUCGCGGGCUUCGGUGCACAAACAUUUCCCGUCCUUCCUUCAAAGACCUACAGGCCAAGAUGCGAUGAGCAUUUAGAGCUUGAAAUCAAGGACAUUUCUCCCGAUGGAGAUUACACGACACCAACCAGGAUUAGGGCCGCAUGGGCAAUACUCCUCUCGGCAAUCACAAACUCUUCGGGUGCCUCCUUCGGUGCAACCGUGUCGGGUAGACAAGCAGAUGUCUAUGGUAUACAAAAUAUGACCGGACCUACCAUGGCCACUGUGCCUUUGAGAGUGACUACCGAACGCACCAAAACAGUCGACGACCUGCUUCAGCAAGUGCAGUUGCAAGCGGUCGAGAUGAUGCCUUUCGAGCAAGUUGGCAUCCAACGGAUUCGGCGUCUCAGCGAAGAUUGUAAUCUUGGCUGCCAGUUCGGGUCUCAUAUGGUCAUUCAGCACGGAAGCCAGAAAGAUGUGAAGGAUCGACUGUUUGAACCAGCUGCUGUGGCCACGGGGAGUGGUCCAAGUCCCUUCAAGCUCUACGCUAUCUGUCUCGAAUUCGUGCUUGAACCGAGCAGCAUCCGUCUCCAGGCCAGUUUUGACUCUGCUGUCAUGCCUCCGACCUACUUCUCCCGGCUUAUGGCUCGAUUCGAGAAUGUGAUGAGACAGCUUUCCUCGCCAGAGGCCCUGAGGUUGCCACUUGCCCUCCUCGAUACAAGCAGCUCGAAAGAUCGACAGCAGAUAUGGAGCUGGAACGACAUCAAUCUAGAGGAAUCGCGCGAAACAAUCCACGAAAUCUUCGGCACGGUAGCUGCAAGGAAGCCUGGGGCACCAGCAGUGUGCUCAUGGGACGGCGACUUUACGUAUUCCCAGGUGGAUGGUUUGUCUACUCGAAUCGCCCAUGAACUGCUCCGGGCUGGUCUGCCGCAGAGUGGCCAGCGCAUCGUACCAUUGAUCUUUGAAAAAUCAAAAUGGACAUCUGUCUGUCAGUUUGCGGUCAUGAAGGCUAAUGGCACCUCUCUCGCGCUUGACGUGACACUUCCCGAUGGCCGUUUGACGACGGUUCUGAAGUUGGCUGAGCCCCAGAUUGUUCUCGUUUCUGCUGCCGAAGAAUCUCGAGCCCAACAACUGGCUCCUUCGACAGCUCGAAUCAUUGUCGUGAGUGACGCUGAUAACCCUCGUCUGCAGCUUCUUCCCCGAGGCUUGAGUCUCCCGGUGGUCAGCCCCGACACUACACUUUAUGUAGUCUUCACAUCUGGUUCGACAGGAGUCCCAAAAGGUGUCAUCAUCAGCCAUUCCAACUUCGCCAGCGCGCUCAAGCACGGACAGGCUGCGCUCCAGUUUGGCCCUCACACGCGUGCAUAUGACUUCGUGUCCUACAGUUUUGAUGUCUCGUGGCUUAAUGUGCUAUACACACUUUGCGCUGGGGGCUGCCUGUGCGUGCCUUCUCAGUACGAGAUCAAGAAUGAACCGAAGGAGGCAAUUUCUCGCCGGCGUGCAAACACCGCAUUUAUAACCCCUACGGUUGGCAAGCUUUUGCAUGGCGCCGAAUUGAAGGUUAUCAACUAUGGUGGCGAGAACCUUCCUCGCGACGAGAUCGAUUAUUGGAAGGAACGCGCCACGAUUAUACACUCGUACGGCCCAUCGGAAUGCACGCCCAUCUCAGUCUCUCACCUGCUCGAUUCGGCACGCAGCCGGGUAAUCAUUGGGAAAGGGCUCGGCUCGCGAACGUGGGUUGUUGAGCCUGAGCAUGGCAGGUCCUUAGCGGCCAUUGGCGAUGUCGGUGAACUUUGGCUGGAAGGGCCCAUUGUCGGCCAGGGAUACAUGAAUAAUGCGGAGAAAACAGGGGCAUCCUUCUUCCACAAUCCCGAAUGGCUCAUGCAAGGAGCCCCGGGCUUUUCCGGCCGCCCUGGACGCCUGUACCGCACGGGUGAUUUGGUCCGGUAUGAAGAAGACGGCAAUUUGGAGUUCAUUGGGCGCAAAGACGCACAGAUCAAGAUCCGUGGGCAGCGGGUGGAGCUUGAGGAGAUUGAACAUCAUGUCCUCGCUGCAAUUGAAGAUGGUGUUGCUGCCCAGGUCAUCGUGGAUAUUGUCACACCCGCUGGAUCAUCCGAACCUGCGUUGAUCGCCUUCAUCCAGCUCACAACCCAAAAGAUAGCUGCUGGCACGCCGGAAGCACAAACACGCGCACGCGAACUUGCAGCCUCCUGUAAACAACUCCUAUCCACCGCCAUGCCAAGUUACAUGAUUCCGAAUGCCUAUCUCAUCGUGGACAGCAUUCCUGCUACGACCUCGGGAAAGGUCGACCGUGGCAAGCUGCGACAAACAGCCAGGUCAAUCUCGAGGGAAGAGCUUUUUAAGGGACACAAGGUUGACAGGCGAGCCCCUAUCACUGUGGAAGAAGCCAAGCUCCACGGUCUCAUUGUGCAGGUGCUCUCUUGGGACGAGGAGGCCUUUGGGAUGGACGAUAACUUCAUCCAACUAGGCGGAGACUCAAUCAGCGCUAUGAGAUUGGCUGCGCUGGCCCGCGAAGAAGGCCUUGCCUUGACGGUCAAGGAUAUCCUGAUGCAAGACCGUAUCUCUGACCUGUUAACCCCGAACCAGGGGUUAGAGCCUGGCGCUGAGCCUGUGGCCGAAUGCUCGCGCUUCUCUUUGGUCCCGGCCGCGGAUUCCAGCACUUUCGUUGAGAAAGACUUGCUGCCACAGAUUGCACAGCGUGGUCAAGGUCGCGUUAUUGAUGUUUUGCCGGUAACAGAUCUGCAAGCGACCUACCUCCACGACAACACUUGCGAACCCCGACGGUCCUGGUUCUACAGUUAUAUUGACUUUUCCGAAGUGGAUGAGAAACGCCUCGCGGGGAGCUGCGAGCAGUUAGUUGCGCAUUGCGAGAUCUAUCGCACUGCAUUUGUCGAGUUUUCUGGUUCGUACUUGCAAGUUAUUUUCGAGUCGUGGAAGCCCACCAUCGACAUAGUCGACGGCGUCCAAUGCAUCGAGGAGACAUUCCAUCGGGUCGUGGACGACGGCGUCAAGUCACCCGCAUCUCUGAAUGAACCUCUGGUACAUUUCAGCAUCAUUCGACGUCAUGAUGCACACGCGAGACUCGCCUUCGGCAUGUCCCAUGCCAUCUACGACGCCAUCAGCUUUGGCAAGACUCUUGAUAUCUUGUCUAUGAUUUACAACGGCACUCCCCGGCCGAACAUCCAGAGCUCCAGCCAGUACCUCGGCCAUAUUCAGCAAUCCAAGACAGACAGUUAUCCAUACUGGCAGAGAACUCUUCGGGGUUCCUCCAUCACCCGGAUAGCAGGCACGUCGGCUGCCGGGCCGCUUCAGGAUGGUCCGCCCACUAUAUAUGCAUGCACGAUUCCCAUGCCCACCGCUCCCUUCGGUAUCACACAUGCUACCCUUACCACCCUGGCUUGUGCGUCGGCCCUUCGCCAGAUAACGGGCUCCCCGGACGUUGUCCUCGGCCGCGUUGUAUCCGGCCGCGCUGGGGUCCCCGCCGCUCUACGCGACGCCGUGUUCCCAUGUCUCAACCGCGUACCGGUCCGCGUCCAAUUCACCGCAGACCAAAACCGAACAGAACAGUUGGCAAUCCUCCAGCGACAGCAAGCGGAGAGCUUAGCACACGAGACAGUUGGACUCUGCGAUAUUGUGGCGCAUUGCACGGACUGGGCGCGCGACACAAGGGACUUUGGCUGUUUGGUGCAGUAUCAGAAUGUAGACGAGCAGCCUGUCCUUGACAUCCCCGGUGCGAUUGGCCGGCUGGGGAGUAAGGAGAUGUGGGAUAUCGUCCCUCUCGCGGCGGACUUCUUGCAGCUUUUUGCUAUCCCUGGUGCUGACGGCACGCUUACUGUUCGGGUUAUCGGGGGCUCUAAGUAUGAGGAUGGUAUCAUGUCCAGGGUGCUUGAGAUGGUUUGCGCCGAGCUGGUGACUUGA
Aspergillus puulaauensis is the source of this 12384-nucleotide messenger RNA. RefSeq names its product non-ribosomal peptide synthetase. Gene Ontology annotation, cellular component: cytoplasm. Lineage: Eukaryota; Fungi; Ascomycota; Eurotiomycetes; Eurotiales; Aspergillaceae. Bases 1 to 12384 code for a protein of 4127 amino acids. The record is from RefSeq and is a predicted model, not a curated record. Gene Ontology annotation, molecular function: catalytic activity; phosphopantetheine binding. The transcript is spliced from 2 exons. Gene Ontology annotation, biological process: secondary metabolite biosynthetic process; amino acid activation for nonribosomal peptide biosynthetic process.